AUGACACUCUGCAGCACUGGGCUCCUGGACCGGGGAUGCUCGCAGUGGUGCGCUGAAAAGACGUCAACCACGGAGAACCACGAGAGUCUGCCCACUCUUCUGCGCUCGAUCUACAAAGGCAAGCCACGCCUGUGCGACAGUGAGGCAGCGGACAUCUCGACAGUCAGCUUCGACAGGUAUUUGCCCGACUUCGACAAGAAGCUCGGAGCAGGAGCUUACGGUCAAGUCUAUCCGGUUGUUGGCAUGCCGGACAAGGUGGUGAAGAUCUUCCGGCGGAAUGAUUGGACGGAGGUUGUCAAGGAGUCUUCCUUCGCCCGGUGCAUGAAGGCACGGGAUCCCAGCCACUACGUUGACUGCCUGGGCAUCGGCAGCACCAGAAGCACAGCUGAUUGCGCCGAUCAUUUCUUCGCUGUGUUUGAACGUGCGCCGGGAAUCACUCUGGGCGAUGCUGCGUAUCGGUUCCACCAUCCCUGCGGUAUUCUCCACAUCUGCCAGGCCCUGGACGUUUUGGACCAGCUUCUGUCUAUCAUCGCCGACAUGAUGAUGCCGGAUGCGACGGGUCUUCUGCAGAUUCAUCUCGACCUGAAGCCUCAGAAUAUCAUGGUGAGUACAUCUCCGGAUGGGCUUCUAAAGGUCGCUUUGAUCGACUAUGGCCUCGUCGAAGCUUGCGCAGCCGAGAGCUCUGAGGCGAAAGACGCGGCCUUGCAGCUGUUUCGGUGGGUCGGCUGGGAGUUCCUGUGGAUCUUGGCAUCGGAAGCCUUUUGUUUAAACGGCCGUGACGACCAGGGUCCCUGGGAGCAGCUUCCGGAAGGCUUCCGCCCCUUCUUCCGGCGUUCGGACUUUCGACCGCCAGCAUACCAAACAGAUCGGCUCAGCCCAGGUAUCCUCCAGGCUGCCCUGCAAGAGGACUUCUUUUCACAAGUGCUCUCGCCGCCCUUCCGAAAAUUGUGGGUGAAUCUCAAGCGGGCCAAGCAGGAGCUGGGUAGGAUCCUGGGGGAGCUCUUCUAUGGCGUGGCAUUGGCAAGUGACCGGCUGGACUUUGAGCCGGACUUUGAUGCCUACCGUGGGCAGAUACAGUCUCUACGGAGCCUUGUGGUCUCGGGGAACGCGGCAGCCACAUGA
Molecule: messenger RNA, 1122 nt
Organism: Symbiodinium necroappetens
Lineage: Eukaryota; Dinophyceae; Suessiales; Symbiodiniaceae
Source: the annotation of a GenBank genome assembly